Messenger RNA from Gloeophyllum trabeum ATCC 11539, 894 nucleotides. RefSeq lists its product as uncharacterized. The record is from RefSeq and is a predicted model, not a curated record. The transcript has 4 exons. Bases 84 to 716 code for a protein of 210 amino acids. NCBI's taxonomy places the organism in Eukaryota, Fungi, Basidiomycota, Agaricomycetes, Gloeophyllales, Gloeophyllaceae.
CCUGCCUUGUAAUAAAAGCCCAUCGCCGUCGCCGUUCCCCAGCGACGCUUGUCUCUCUUUUCCUGACCCGCCGCAAUUGCAACAUGCACGCCGUCGCUUUCGCAUUCGCCGCGCUCGCUGCUGCUGCCUCCAGCGCAGCCUCCUCCGUCCCCCUCGCCGCCCGCCAGCUCGACCCGUCCACGUUCCCCGCUGCCUGCCAGUCGACGUGCAACGGCGUCCUCGGCACCAUCAACGCCUGCACAGACGUAGCGUGCAUGUGCACCACGUCGAACGACCAGGCGCUCGCCGCGUGCGUCGACUGCAUCCUCGGCUCCGACGGGACGACGCCCCAGCCGUCGCUCGUCGCCCAGGCGCAGUCCAUCCUCGACAACUUCCAGAACACCUGCGCACAGGGCGGCGCCUCUGUCCCCGCGCUCACCGCCUCCCCCUCCUACCUCUCCGGCACCGCCACCACCGCCCCCGCGCCCUCCUCCCCUUCCAUCACCUUCUCCUCCGCCUCCGCACCCGUCACCCGCACCCCUACCACCCCCACCACGUCGCAGCAAAUCACCUUCGUCGGUUCGAACUCAAACUCCAACGCCCCGGGCACGGGCACGGCCGCGGCGGCGUCCGCCUCGACCACGGAUCCGUUCGCGAAGAGCGGCGCCUCGCGGUCGGGGACAGGGGCGAUUGGGAUGGGGGUGGUGGUUCUUGGGGGGUUGGCUGUCUUGCUUUAGUUAUGGGUCUCCGGGUUUGGUGAGGGGUGAAUGAGUAUUUAUGAGCGACUGUGAUCUGGUACUGAUAUAUCCGUUCGUUCGUUGUAUACCUCCGUCUGGGUGUCUUACAUAUUGCCUGGGUAAUGCACUGUCCUUCCUCGUCACCUCAGGCUCUCGCUGAGAAGAGGGUAAACACGAG